This is a messenger RNA of Peromyscus eremicus (cactus mouse), 6253 nucleotides long. RefSeq names its product ubiquitination factor E4B (gene Ube4b). The transcript has 29 exons. Bases 721 to 4998 code for a protein of 1425 amino acids. Gene Ontology annotation, molecular function: ubiquitin-ubiquitin ligase activity. Gene Ontology annotation, cellular component: ubiquitin ligase complex; nucleus; cytoplasm. NCBI's taxonomy places the organism in Eukaryota, Metazoa, Chordata, Mammalia, Rodentia, Cricetidae. The record is from RefSeq and is a predicted model, not a curated record. Gene Ontology annotation, biological process: protein polyubiquitination.
GUCACGUGAUCCCUUUCAAAGAUGGCCGCCCUGUUGUUUUGAUGAAUAAUACUUGGUGGGGCGAGGGGGUAAGAGUAGGGUUGGAGGGGUAGGAGGAUUUACGCUUACAGCGAGAGCCUAGCCAGUCCCAUCCCUCCCCUCCCCCCUACCAGGGUUCUUGCGUGGAGGCGGGGCGAGCCUGGCCUGCUUUUAGAGGGGAGGGGCUUCCCGGUACGGUGCUGGGCUCUGCCUGGGCUGCUGUAGGGUCGCCGCGCCUCGGGGGCAUCCAGUGUGCAGAGGAGCCGUUCCCGCCAGGGGCCAGGGGUGGGACCCGGAGCAGGGUCUGCGGGAGAAAAACGCAGCUGCCGCGUCACCGCCACGAAGACACGGCGCGCAGCGGGCACGAGCCGAGCUGAAGACCGCGCCGCCCGCUCUGGGUAACCUGGGAAGCUGAGGGGAGUCAGUGGCGCCUGGAGAGGACCCCGUAGCAGCGGCCGUGGCCGGAGGAGGCGGCUCGGGGCUCUUGCAGCUGGAGGAGGCUGGGGCGAUCCGAGGGACCGAAGCCAAGGCGAUUCAGUGCCUCGUGUUCUUAGUUUUUAACCUCUGACUAUGCAAUUCUGAAACCUCCCCCACCGGGGACCAGACAGUCCGAUAGAUACCUUCCACUCUCCUUUGCUCCCGCCCGGGUCUCAAGAACUGAGGAUCUCUUCCCUAACGCCUUUCACCAUUAAGAGGAAAGCGAUGGAGGAGCUGAGCGCUGACGAGAUUCGACGGAGGCGCCUGGCACGACUUGCUGGUGGACAGACCUCCCAACCGACCACCCCGCUUACGUCUCCCCAGAGGGAGAACCCUCCGGGACCUCCGAUACCUGCAUCAGCCCCAGGCCCCUCCCAGAGUCUUGGUCUCAAUGUCCACAACAUGACCCCAGCUACCUCCCCCAUAGGUGCAGCAGGAGUUGCCCACCGGAGCCAGAGCAGUGAGGGAGUCAGCUCUCUCAGCAGCUCACCGUCCAACAGCCUGGAGACGCAGUCUCAGUCCCUCUCCCGUUCCCAGAGCAUGGACAUCGAUGGUGUCUCCUGUGAGAAAAGCAUGUCCCAGGUGGAUGUGGAUUCGGGAAUUGAAAACAUGGAGGUGGAUGAGAACGACCGGAGAGAGAAGAGGAGCCUGAGUGACAAGGAGCCGUCUUCAGGUCCCGAGGUGUCUGAAGAGCAGGCCUUACAGCUGGUCUGUAAGAUCUUCCGCGUCUCUUGGAAGGACCGGGACAGAGACGUCAUCUUCCUUCCCUCUCUGUGUGCGCAGUUUAAGCAGAACCCGAAAGAAGUGUUCUCUGAUUUUAAGGAUCUGAUUGGCCAGAUUUUAAUGGAAGUAUUGAUGAUGUCCACUCAGACACGAGAUGAAAAUCCAUUUGCCAGUCUGACAGCCACAUCCCAGCCUAUUGCCACGGCAGCUCGGUCACCUGACAGAAAUCUCAUGCUGAACACUGGCUCCAAUUCAGGAACAAGCCCCAUGUUCUGCAGCUUGGGCUCCUUCAGUGCCAGCUCGUUGUCUAGCCUCUAUGAAACUAGCCCUGCUCCUUCCGCCAGUCUCUGGAGCUUUGUGCCAGUACCGAGUCCCUCCUUUGCCUCACCUUCCCGCGCAGCCCCCCAGGGGCCUGUGCCUUCCACGUCCCUCAGCCCUCACAGCGCAGCCCCCCAGGGGCCUGUGCCUUCCACGUCCCUCAGCCCUCACCGCGCAGCCCCCCAGGGGCCUGUGCCUUCCACGUCCCUCAGCCCUCACCGCGCAGCCCCCCAGGGGCCUGUGCCUUCCACAUCCCUCAGCCCUCACAGCGCAGCCCCCCAGGUGGCUGUGCCUUCCACAUCCCUCAGCCCUCACAGCACAGCUUCCGGAACUGCGGCUGGAAGCCAGCCCUCAUCCCCGAGGUAUCGCCCCUACACUGUCACACACCCAUGGGGGUCUUCACCUUGCCCCACCCCACGAUCCUCCAUUCUGGCCAACUCCCCAGGCUUCCUUGCCCGCCCGAAUAGUCCCCGAGCAGUGCCUGCCAGCUCCUCCAGACAGAGGCCCCGCAGCAGGGGCCCCGCCUUCCCACCCGCCUCGCCCAGUGCUGCCAGCCGACGUCCCUCCUCCCUGCGGAUCUCUCCUAGUAUGUACGACAAUCCUUUCUCCUUCCUCUUCCUCGCACUUUCUGGGGACAGUAGUGAUGAAGAAGAUGAAGAAGAAGAUGAUGAUGAUGAUGAAUAUGAUGAUGAUGAUGAAGGUGGUGGUGGUGGUGGUGAUGAUUUUUCUUGUGUCCAGUUUGGGUCCAGUUUGGGAGCCUCUGGUGGAGCAAGUAACUGGGACUCAUACAGUGAUCAUUUCACCAUUGAAACCUGCAAGGAGACAGACAUGCUGAACUACCUCAUCGAGUGUUUUGACCGAGUUGGAAUAGAGGAAAAAAAAGCGCCAAAGAUGUGCAGCCAGCCAGCAGUCAGCCAGCUCCUGAGCAACAUCCGCUCGCAGUGCAUCUCCCACACCGCACUAGUGCUGCAAGGGUCCCUCACACAGCCCAGGUCCUUGCAACAGCCAUCCUUCCUUGUGCCGUAUAUGCUGUGCAGGAAUCUCCCGUACGGCUUCAUCCAAGAACUGGUGAGGACCACUCACCAGGAUGAAGAAGUGUUCAAGCAGAUCUUUAUCCCUAUUUUACAAGGCCUGGCUCUUGCUGCCAAAGAGUGCUCCCUUGAUAGUGACUACUUUAAAUAUCCCCUCAUGGCACUAGGUGAACUCUGUGAAACCAAGUUUGGGAAGACACACCCUGUGUGCAGUUUGGUCGCCUCUUUGCCUCUGUGGUUGCCGAAGUCCUUAAGCCCUGGUUCUGGGCGGGAGCUGCAGAGACUCUCCUACUUAGGGGCCUUCUUUAGCUUCUCAGUCUUUGCAGAGGAUGAUGCAAAGGUGGUUGAGAAAUACUUCUCAGGGCCCACCAUUACCCUGGAGAACACACGUGUCGUCAGCCAGUCCCUACAGCAUUACCUGGAGGUGGGACGGCAAGAGCUUUUCAAGAUCCUGCAUAGUAUGUUGUUAAAUGGUGAAACUCGUGAAGCUGCUCUCAGUUACAUGGCGGCCGUGGUCAAUGCCAAUAUGAAGAAAGCCCAAAUGCAGGCGGAUGAUCGAUUGGUCUCUACAGAUGGCUUUAUGCUGAAUCUCCUGUGGGUCCUGCAGCAGCUAAGUACAAAAAUCAAGUUAGAAACAGUCGACCCCACUUACAUAUUCCACCCGAAGUGUCGGAUUACUCUCCCGAAUGAUGAGACACGAAUAAAUGCAACGAUGGAGGAUGUGAAUGAGUGGCUGGCUGAGCUCUAUGGAGAUCAGCCUCCGUUUUCUGAGCCAAAAUUCCCUACGGAAUGUUUCUUUCUCACCCUGCACGCUCACCACCUCUCUAUUCUGCCUAGUUGUCGUCGCUACAUCCGAAGACUCCGAGCCAUCCGAGAGCUCAAUAGAACCGUGGAAGAUUUGAAAAAUAAUGAAAGCCAGUGGAAAGAUUCCCCACUGGCCACCAGACACCGAGAAAUGCUGAAGCGCUGUAAAACUCAGCUAAAGAAACUGGUACGGUGCAAGGCCUGUGCUGAUGCUGGCUUACUUGACGAGAGCUUCCUGAGAAGAUGUCUGAGUUUUUAUGGCCUUCUCAUUCAGCUGCUGCUCCGCAUCCUGGACCCUGCAUAUCCCGAUGUAACACUGCCUUUAAGUUCAGACGUCCCUAAGGUGUUUGCAGCAUUGCCUGAGUUUUAUGUAGAAGACGUUGCUGAAUUUUUAUUUUUUAUUGUACAAUAUUCUCCUCAGGUGCUUUAUGAGCCCUGUACUCAGGACAUCGUGAUGUUCCUCGUGGUGAUGCUGUGCAACCAGAAUUACAUCCGAAACCCGUACCUAGUGGCCAAACUGGUGGAGGUCAUGUUCAUGACCAACCCUUCUGUCCAGCCUCGAACUCAGAAGUUUUUUGAGAUGAUUGAGAACCAUCCUCUCUCUACAAAAUUGCUGGUACCUUCCCUCAUGAAGUUCUAUACAGAUGUCGAGCAUACUGGAGCCACCAGCGAGUUCUAUGACAAGUUCACAAUUCGCUAUCACAUUAGCACUAUUUUUAAAAGCCUUUGGCAAAACAUAGCUCACCAUGGCACCUUCAUGGAGGAGUUCAAUUCCGGAAAGCAGUUCGUUCGCUAUAUCAACAUGCUGAUAAACGACACGACCUUUCUGCUGGAUGAAAGUCUGGAGUCACUGAAGCGGAUCCAUGAAGUGCAGGAAGAGAUGAAGAACAAGGAACAGUGGGACCAGUUGCCUCGGGAUCAGCAGCAGGCCCGGCAGUCUCAGCUUGCUCAGGAUGAGCGCGUUUCACGUUCUUACCUUGCCCUGGCGACUGAAACCGUGGACAUGUUCCAUCUCCUCACCAAGCAAGUCCAGAAGCCGUUCCUCAGGCCAGAACUUGGCCCCCGAUUAGCAGCCAUGCUGAACUUUAACCUACAGCAGCUGUGUGGACCCAAGUGCCGGGACCUGAAAGUUGAAAACCCAGAGAAGUACGGCUUUGAGCCAAAGAAGCUGCUGGACCAACUGACGGAUAUUUACUUGCAGCUGGACUGUGCUCGCUUUGCUAAAGCCAUUGCUGAUGACCAGAGAUCCUACAGCAAGGAACUGUUUGAAGAAGUCAUUUCAAAGAUGCGGAAGGCAGGAAUCAAAUCCACCAUUGCAAUAGAGAAGUUUAAGCUUCUUGCUGAGAAGGUGGAGGAAAUAGUGGCCAAGAAUGCACGUGCAGAAAUUGACUACAGCGAUGCCCCGGAUGAGUUUAGAGACCCUCUGAUGGACACCCUGAUGACCGACCCUGUGAGGCUGCCCUCUGGCACCAUAAUGGACCGCUCCAUCAUCCUGCGGCAUCUGCUGAACUCCCCCACCGACCCCUUCAACCGCCAGAUGCUGACUGAGAGCAUGCUGGAACCAGUGCCAGAGCUGAAGGAGCAGAUUCAAGCUUGGAUGAGAGAGAAGCAGAGCAGUGACCACUAAGCCGUCCCCGUCACAUUUCUCUGCUGGAAACAGCCACGCCAGCCAGCCAGGCCGAAGCAGCAUCCACCUCGAAGCUGCUGCUCAACCCUGCAGCCAGAUGUGGCCAGAUCCUGAGAGCCCACCCCGAGUGACCAAACAGUAGAGGUCUGAGGGACAUGAUGAGAAGAGGAGCCGAUUCCUGUACAUAUAUUUAAGUGACAGUCACAAGCGAGGGGCGAGUUUUACGAUUGCUUGCGUAGUAAAGCACGUCCUUCGCCCGUCACACCCUGGGGCUGUGGCAACGGAAGUCUUUAGUGAUGGCGAGUGGGUCUGGGCAGCAUCCCCCUGAGCUUUCGUUUUGUUUUGUUUUUUCAAUGUGACUAGAGAACUCGGACAUUUUGCUGCUAAAGAACCUCCCCCUUCCUGACCCUACUUGCACUGCUGUGGGUUUUUUAAAGAGAAACAAAACCAGACUCCUUUCCCAGCCCUCCAAACAUGUAUUCUGUGAGAUAACUGUGCCUGCGACAAAGUGUUAAUCUUGGGAUCGUAUUUUUAUAUCAUAUUCACAUACUUGUUUUUUUAAUUGGUGUUAGAUGACAUGAUUAAUAAAAAAGGCAAGAUAUUUUCAGAAUUUGAAUUUCAGUUUUUUUUUCUUUUGAAAUAGCCCUUUUGAAUUUUUUUUUAUUAUAAACAAAAUGAAGAGAGCCCUGUUGCCCUGGCCCUUCUACCAAGCCCUUGAUUAAGAUUCUGAGGAACAGAUGCAGCAGCGGGAUGGCUGAAGUGAUCAGGACUCAUGUGACUUGUGGGGUUUGGGGAGGUGAGGGUUGUGUUUUGUUUUUUGUUUUUCUAAUCCUAUGUGACAAUUCCAAACGUAUACCAUUAUCCUCUGAGGAUAAAUAGAUUCCUCAACCCUGGGUUCAUUUGUAUGCUGUGUCCUUUUGGGGUUUGGCCUUACCAAAGCAAAAAAAAAAAAAAAAAAAGAGGGUACAAGAAAUGUGGAAAUCGGAAAUCUGUUUGCUUGUUUCUGUGCCUGGACAAAUGCCACCACACAGGCGCACGUGAGCAGAAGCCCUUUGUAUUACCGCUCCCUACGCAACAUACUUGAAUUCUUGAAUUUCCUUUGGGUGGAAAAGGAUUUGAAACCAUAAAGUGUUUUAAGGAAAUGAAAUCUUGAGAAACAUACUUUCUUUUCUUUCCCUUACUCCUCUUCUCCACAGACAAUGUGCUCUGUUCAGUUCCCAACACAAACUCCAAUAAACGGUGAUGCCCAUUCGGA